AUGGCGGAAGAAUCGCAACAUAAACCGUUCAAGUCUCCCUUUCCACAUCAGCCUACAGCGACGGCAAGCUCCUCAACCGACUCCAAAGACGAUGACUCAAAGUCCAAACUAGCCAACGGCCUCGUCCUAGACAAAGAUGGGAAACCAUGCCGUCUCUGCACCUCCGCCGCAUCGUGGCGCGCCCUCACCAAGCAAGCCAAAACCUCCGGCGCCGCAUCCGCAGCAACUUCGACCCCGACCUCGACAUCCUCCAACGAUCCCGUCACAAAACCCCCCUCCUCCAAUCCCACCCCCUCGCGAAAUGAAUGCCCCCCAGACGUCGAGAAACUCGGCCGCUCGACCUGGACCCUCCUACACUCGAUGACGGCGACGUAUCCAACGAAAGCGACAACAGAGCAGCAGACGGAGAUGCGAACGUUCCUGAAGCUCUUCUCGCGACUAUAUCCGUGCUGGGUAUGUGCGGACGAUUUCCGCACGUGGAUGGCCGAGCCAAGUGGGAAGAACGCGCCGCGGUUAGGCGGGCGCGCGGAUUUCGGGACGUGGAUGUGCGAGGCGCAUAAUGAGGUGAAUCGCAAGCUGGGAAAGAAGGAAUUCGAUUGUCGGUUUUGGGAGGAGCGGUGGAGGACGGGCUGGAAGGAUGGGAGGUGUGAUUGA
Aspergillus affinis is the source of this 654-nucleotide messenger RNA. RefSeq names its product flavin-linked sulfhydryl oxidase. NCBI's taxonomy places the organism in Eukaryota, Fungi, Ascomycota, Eurotiomycetes, Eurotiales, Aspergillaceae. The coding region runs from base 1 to 654 and encodes 217 amino acids. The transcript is spliced from 2 exons. Gene Ontology annotation, cellular component: mitochondrion. Gene Ontology annotation, molecular function: flavin adenine dinucleotide binding; flavin-dependent sulfhydryl oxidase activity. The record is from RefSeq and is a predicted model, not a curated record.